GCCCUUGCGAAACGCCGAGAAGGGAAGGGAGGGGGAGGGCAGUCGCUCGCUCCGCUCCAGGGCGUCGCCUCGUCGCCUCCGACACGACGACGGUAUUGUCCAAGCCGCCCGCCUUCCGCGUCAACCCUGCGCGCCGCUCUCCCCGACCGACGGCACCCUGAACCUGGACACCGCGAGAGUCACUUCCCGCAGGCUGGCAACACGCCAAGGAUAGCCCAACGUGCAGCGCGCAGGCUAGGCUGGCCAGGCUGGCCGACCACGUGAUGGCCCUGCUCUGGGCCGCGGCCCUCGCGGCCUUGAUGGCCACCACCGCCGCGCACGCCGCGGCCACCACCCCCGCACCACCCGCCCCCACGCCACUGCUGGCCGUGUCCGUGAACCCCAAGAAAAUGGCCGCCCUGGUGGGCGAACGCUUCAUCGGCCUCACGAUGGACCCCAUGGAGCUCUCGGAGCACCGGAAACUCGGGCCGGGCGUCGUCCGCACGCAGGCCAUGGCCAAAGGCUUGGCGCCGGCCGUCCUGCGACUGGCCGGGCCGUCCAGCGACACGCUCAGCUUCACCACGGGCAGCGCGAAGUCCGGCAACGGCACCGUCACAGAGGCCGACCUGCUGGCGGUGGCGGAGUGGACGCGCGCCGUGGGCUGGGACCUGGUGGUGGCGCUCAACGCGCUGGCCAGGGACGACGACGACAACUGGGACGCCACCGAGGCCAGGCGGCUCCUCGCCGUGGCCGACCACCACGGCCUCCCCGUCGGCCUGCAGCUGGGCUACGAGGCCGGCGCGCUGGACCUGGCCGGCGUGAGCGGGUGGCGGCUCGGCGCGGACCUCUCGGCGGCGCACUCGCUGCUGGCCGAGUUCCCCCGCUACCAGGACGCCCUGCUGCUGGGGCCAGACGUAGCCGCGGCCCUCGCCGCCAGCCGCUUCGCCAGGGACGCCGCGCACUUCCUGCAGGACGAGACCCGCGCCUCCUCGCCCGACGCCAUCGUCUGGCAGCCGUGGGCCGACUCUUCCGAGGGCAGGGACCCCGUCAGCGACCUCGACCUAGUCCGCGAGGAUGUGAACCGUCUACUGGGCCGCGCCGCCGCCCGGCGUCCGCUGUGGAUCGCCGAGUCCGGGGAGUCCACGACAUCCAGGACCUUCUCCGGCGCCCUCGAAUGGGCGCAGCGCGUGCAGGUGGCGGCCCGCGUCGGCGCUGACGUCAUCCUCCGCCAGUGGCAGACGCUCGGCGACGACCACCAGCCCACGCCCGACUACUGGGUGUCGCUGCUGUACCGCCGCCUGUGCGGCCGCGCCGUGCUGGACUCCAAGGUGGCCGGCGACAAGUCCGCCGCCACCGUCACCGCGCAGUGCACCGCCGCGGCGGCGCCCACGGACGCCCUCAACGCCCGCCUCCACGGCAGCUUCACCAAGCUGAGCUACGAGCGCGGCGACGUCACCCUCAUGGCCGUCAACCCCACCGCGAAGGACGCCAAGGUCGCCAUCAAGUUCAGCCCCGCGGCCGGCAUCCGCCAGGCCAUCGUCCACGAGUACGUGCUCACCGCCCCCGGCCACGACCUGGGCUCCAGGUCCGCGCUGCUGAACGAUCACCUGUUGGCGAUGGACAACGGCGGCGUGCUCCCGGGGCUUACCCCGCGCGUGCGCCGCGCCGACCGCGACGUGACGCUGGAGGUGCCCGCCCACUCGGUGGCCUUCUUCGUGUUCCCCGGAGCGCAGGCGCGCGUCUGCGUCACCGCCCCGCCCAGUGCCGUGGAGGCCGAGGCCACCGCGGUGCCGCUGCAGCUGCGACCCACCACCGAGGACGUGCACGUGCAGUUCCACGUGGAAGGGCUGGGGGCGGCCUCCAAGAGCAAGGCCAAGGACAAGCUGGCCACGGAGAACGCCAAGGUCGUUUCCAAGGACGACGCCCUUAAAAACAGCCACCGCAGCGAGAUGCACUCAUCCAACGGCAGGCCGCUGGCCUGGGCGACGGUCACGGAUCUGGAGCAGGUCGCCGAACCGGCGGACGCCACGGAGUCUACGCCACGGUCCAAGCGCGCCAGCCCGCCGCCCCACCACCCAGCCCGUGGGCCCGCCACGCCCGAGGACUUCAUGGAGCGCCUGGAGAAGGCCCAGGCCGCGCAGGCCGCCAGGCGGAAGCACAUGCUGUCGCACGCGCCCCAGCACGCGCCCCAGCACGCUAUGCAGGCCCAGGACGAGGUGCCCGACGACCACCCCUCCACCAUCCCCGCCGCGCACAUGUACCGCCCCGACGACAAGGAGGACGCCCCACCCAAGGCCGCGCACAGACUGCCGCACAAGCCCUUCAAGCUGCCCAGCCUGCCCAAGCGCGCGCCCUUGGUGCCCGCCCCGCCCCGCCACGGCCUCCCCAAGCGGCCUGCCGCGCCGGCGCCGCGCUUCAAGCCCCUGCCCAGGACGGGCGCGGUGGUCGCCUCCCUGGUGGACCCAACGCGCGGCGUCAGCGCCGAGGACGCGUCCGUGGAAGUGGAGGACGACAAGCAGGACAGCUUCCCCACGGGCGAGGUGCUCGCGGAGCUCGGCGAGUCGGACGAGGACGCGGAGUCCUCCGACACGUCCAGGGACGACGGCCUCGACUACAUCGAGGACGACGAGGACGAGGAGCAUGGCCCGGCCGAGGCUGCCGCGCCGCAAGCUACACGACAGGAGGUCCCCGAGCCCACGGACCAGUACUACUUCGCGCCCGGGGAGUUCGUGUCCAGCCCGAGGCAGCAGGGUGCCGCCCCCGUCGCCACCAACAGGGCACCCUCCGACGGCGAGCUCGGCGAGAUGGACAUGAUCGUGCCGGCCAUGGAGGUGGCGCAGCCGAGCACGCCGUCGCCCUUCGAGCCUCACCUCGAGGAGUUCGUCGUGAUGCCGGUGCCGCAGAGGGAGAACCGCGCGCGCGUCGAGGAGGACAUGACCCGCCUGUACCAGAGCGAAGCGGACGCAGCACAGGACCAGCAGCCACCGGCCGACGAGGACCAGCAGGAGCUGAACACGGACGUGCUCAUCGAGCUGGGCAAGAAGUACCUCCGCGAGAAGAAGAUGGCACUGAAGCAGGACCGUGGCGCCGAGGAGGCUGUCGCGCCGCCCGCGCCGUCCGCACCGUCUGGCCCGGGCGAGGAGGAAGAGGUGGACCCCCAGCAGAAGUUGCGGCGCAAGCGGCAGGCGGUGACCAGGCUCAGCCUGCCCUCCGGCGCCACUGGCAAGCCGCGGGAAACGCGUCUCCGCCCGCCCAGGCCGCCAGCACCGCCAUCCAGGACCGGCAGCGGCGAGGACGCGAGGAGGACCCGGGACUUGCUCAAGGAGCUGGAGCAGCGUGCCAGCGAGCGGCGAGAACGCGCGGAGAAGAUGAGAGAGCAGUCGCCCAGCGGCGUGAGACCCAGAGAGCAGCCCGACAGGGAGCGCCUGUCCAGGGCCAGGGAGCAGUUGGAGCAGCAGCGCCAGCAGCGGGGACAGCAGCGGGAACAGCCCGACAGGGAGCGCCUGUCCAGGGCCAGGGAGCAGAUGGAACAGCAGCGGCAGCAGCGGGAACAGGCCGAGCGUGAUCGCAUCGCGAAGGCGCGAGAGCAACUGCAGGAGCGGUUUCCGCCGCGGAGGGAGCGCGUGAAGCGUUCCGACGCCGCGUGCGAGUACCUGGACUCCUUCGGCCGCCACGACGGCCACGACGCCCUGGCGCACGCCGGCCACGCCUGGCACAAGGUGGUGCCCGCCGCGCUGCCGCACUACCACCGCACCCUGCAACGCUUCGACGGCACGCCCGCCGCCCGCUACAAGUACGGCCACACGCCGCAGCACGCGCACAAGAACGUGCACAAGAACGUGCACCGCGAGGUCCUCAAGAAGACCAACGUGGUGCGCUACCUGCCCGCCGAGGAGGAGGACGCCGAGGAGCAGGAGAAGGAGGUGCGCAGGGUGGACGAGAGCAGCGAGGAGGAGCAGAGGCCCGCCGGCAACCAGCUGCGCCGCCGCCAGCACCAGACCUACCGGCCGCACGACAACCUGGGCACGCUCUGGGCGGGCAGCCCCCUCUCGCCGCUGCAGCAGCAGUGGGUGUCUACUCGUCCAGUCGUUCGAAAAGCGCCUCAAGUCGAGGAGACGUCGUACGAAGUGGCGACGCCCGAGGUCGCCGAGACGCCCGCGGAUGACGAGUCCGCCACGGAGUACGCCCCCGGCGAGUUGAAGACCACCGAGAUCUUCAAGACGGAGCGCACCUACGAGACCCCGGCGACGGAAUCCUGGGGUGUGCCUGACGCGGAGGAGGACGCCGGCUACAGCUCUGGCUCGGCCGGUGACGACGCCGAGGAGGCUAGCAGCGCGAGCUACGCCUCUCUGGAGCAGACCACCCCGCACCACCACCACGGCCUCCACCAUCACCACCACGGGGUGGCUACCCACAUCACCAAGGACGUCUACCGAAAAGCGUCUGCAGGACAACACCAAGAGCAGUCCGAAGAGCAGUCUGGCGAGCAAGAACAGCCCCAGCAAGACGCACCCCAAUGGCAGACACGGGUCGAAGACCGCCAGGACGCCUCAGCGCAUCAGCCCAUGGUGCCCCCCGAGGCGGAGGGCGACAUCGGCCCCCUGCCCGAGUUCCCCUUCAGGGAGCCACACGGCCCCAAGAGCCACGUGGUGGGCUUCACUGCAGACGACUACUCGCCGGGAGGCUGGUACACCUUCUCCAGUGGUGGGGCGACCACGCAGUCAAGGCAGCAGUCCUCCGCCGCGGCCAGCUACUCCAGCACCCCGAGCCGCAAGCAGGUGACGCAGGCGAAGCAGGCCCCCGUCGACCGCCACCCAAUCCCAGCCGCCUGGACGCGCCCCGCAGCCCCGGCCGCACCGGCACGCUCGCCAGACGCCUACGAGCCUGAGUACGCGGCCCCCGUUCCAGCCAGGCCCGCGCCGCAGCCACAGCCAGCCCCCGCCAUCCGCACGGCCUACUCGGCCACCAGGGUGGCUUCGCGUCCCAGUGUCCAACAGGACUCCGAGGUCGAGGUCGCAGCUCCACCAAGCAGCUGGCAGCAAACCAUCCCGGCCACCCAUACGGCCUACACGACCAUCCGGGAGCCAUCACGGCCCAGCCUGCAGCAGGACGCCGACAUCGAGGUUGUGCCUCCCCGAGGCAGCUGGUCCACCGCGUCUCAGACACACCGCGUCGAGGUCGCGCCCUGGAGGGAAGCCGCCGCCGUUCCAGCAGAAACGCCGACAGUGGUGCCUGCGAGGCCUGUUGAGCGGCUCUCAGCGCCAGAGUACCUGCCGCGCCCCAGCAGGCUCCAAGCAAGCUACCAGCCGUCCCCUCGCCAGUACCAGCCGCAACUCAGCGUCGCCGUCGAGGAAGCGCCAGAGUACCUGCCCGCGCCCCAGCAGGCUCCAAAGCCAAGCUACCAGCCGUCCCCUCGGCCCCAGUACCAGCCGCAACUCAGCGUCGCCGUCGAGGAAGCGCCGGAGUACCUGCCCGCACCCCAGCAGGCUCCAAGGCCAAGCUACGCGGCCGCGGCCGCGCCCCGCCGCCAGUCAGCCCCGCAGCAGAAACCGCAGAGAGAAGUCCCUCAGGCCCUUGCCUACCUGGCCAAGUUCUUCCAGCCCGUGGAGCCGGUGCAGCCUGUGCAGCAGACGCGGCCCGUGAAGAAACAGCCCGCGCGCGCCCGGGACCCCUGGGCGCAGCCCGCUGCCGCCGACAACCUGUGGAGCCAACCCGACCAAGCGGCGCCCGGCUGGGGCCAGCCCGCUGCAGGACCUGCGCCGUGGAACCGGCCUGCUUCUGCUGCUGAUCCCUGGGUGCAGACCGAUGACGCCUGGAGCGAGCCUGCUCCGGGCGGCAGCCUCUGGAACCAGCCCGCGCAGGCCUCCAACUCCUGGAGCCAGGCAGCGCAGGCGGCGCCCGCCGAACAGCAGUGGGGCCUGCCAGCUGUCCAACAACCAGCACCCUUGAGGCGCCUGAACGUCCAGGAGGCGUCGCUCACGUCUCCGGGCGACCAGCUCCUGGACUACAACAAGGACAUCCUGCGGUACAGCCCGACGUGGUGCGCUCGGCCGCCGCGCCCUCGCUGCAGUUCGCGUCGCUGGCGUCGCCCGGCAUGGAGGAGCGGACGUCGCCGCGGCGAAGGCAGCAGCCCCCGGGACAGCCGGCAGCCUGCCCGCGCUGCCGCGGCGCCCAUCCGAGCCGAGUGGGAGCUGCCCUCCCACCGCGUCAGGCGCGCCCUGCCCGCGACCCCCGCGGCCUCGGAGCACGACGACGGCCUCCCCCGCCGGCGGCUCGCCCGAAGCCUGUUCUACGGCGGCAAUAAGGUGCAGCACCCCGACGACAUCAACGACCUGGACUGGAGCGCCGAGACGGAGCGCAUGCGCAAGAAGAAGCAGGCGCGACAGCGGCAGCGCGACCAGGGCCAGGACGACAGGAGCGGCAUCCAGGUGCUGCGCGAGGACGGCGUCAUGUCCGGGAUCAUGUCCUCCCUCCUCGGCAAGGUGGUCGGCGUCAUCGGCUACCUGGGCAACCGGCUCACCAGGCUUACCGGGGGGCAGCCGUAGAGGGAGCGCCCAAUGAUGUUUCCGCAAAGGCGAUCCGUACAAUAUUAGUACAAAAUUGGAGUGAGAGAUUUUUAUUUUCGCGGGACUGAUAUGCUUUGGCAGAAAAUGUACGAACAAUAUUUAUGUAUUUUCCAGCGUUAUUACUAGUUUUUGCUUACUAAGUGUUUGUUUUCGUUAUUUAUUUAUAAUAAAAUGUUUUAUUUUGUCGGCAAA
Thrips palmi is the source of this 6737-nucleotide messenger RNA. RefSeq names its product titin-like. Lineage: Eukaryota; Metazoa; Arthropoda; Insecta; Thysanoptera; Thripidae. The record is from RefSeq and is a predicted model, not a curated record. Gene Ontology annotation, cellular component: extracellular matrix.